Penicillium salamii is the source of this 774-nucleotide messenger RNA. NCBI's taxonomy places the organism in Eukaryota, Fungi, Ascomycota, Eurotiomycetes, Eurotiales, Aspergillaceae. The record is from the annotation of a GenBank genome assembly.
AUGGCUAUCGAGAAGAAAAAAGAUGUUCUCGUGAGGACCAUCGCCGGUAGCUCGGCAUUGGAUUAUGACGCGCCUUUCACUGGCGAGACCCAAAUCAUCGGCGAGCUUCUGUCUCCUGUCUCGCAGAAUGAAGCUGGAACCGUUCGAUGUGUUGGUCUGAAUUACAAAGAACACGCAGCCGAAAUGAAGCUCGCCCUUCCAAGCAGGCCGACUGUGUUUUUAAAGGCAAACACGUGUAUUGCGUCCGCAUCUGAGCCAAUACUGCUUCCAUCAAAUGUGGACUUCGACGAAGCGGACUACGAAGUCGAGCUAGCGGUGAUCAUUGGGAAACAAUACAAGAAUAUCUCAGUUGCUGAAGCAGCAGACUAUAUUCUAGGGUACUCGGUUGCCAACGAUGUUACGGCGCGCAAACACCAAGAUCAAACCUCACAAUGGUCUUAUGCCAAGGGAAUGGAUGGAUUCUGUCCCCUGGGCCCAUGCAUUGUAUCUGCCCAACUAGUUCCAGAUGCUCGAGUUUUGAACUUGAAGACAUCUCUAAAUGGGAAGAUUAUGCAAGAUGGAUCCGCCGAUGAUAUGAUAUUCAGCAUACCAGAGAUUGUGUCAUAUCUCUCUCAGGGUCACACAUUAAUGCCUGGCACAGUGAUCAUCACUGGCACCCCUUGUGGUAUCGGAAUAUCCCAGAACCCGCCGCAAUUUCUUCAGCCCGGAGACCAGCUGAGAGUCAGUAUCAGCCACGGCUUAGGUACACAAAUCUGUCAAAUUGCAAGAGAUUAA